This is a messenger RNA of Punica granatum (pomegranate), 3239 nucleotides long. The record is from RefSeq and is a predicted model, not a curated record. Lineage: Eukaryota; Viridiplantae; Streptophyta; Magnoliopsida; Myrtales; Lythraceae.
AUAAAACUCAACCUCUCUCUCUCUCUCUCUCUCUCUCUCUCUAUCAUCACAGAUUCAAAUAGGAAGACGAAAGUGAGCGAGGGAGUGACUGAGCGAGCGAGCGAGUUUGCAUCGGGAGAGAUAAAAAAAAAAAAAAAAAGGUGGGGGUUGGGGGCUCUCCUAUGGUUUGAUCAGUAGAGUCUCCUGAAUUGAUUAUUGAAUUGAGAUCUCCAUCCUCCUCUGUUUUGGAUUGUCGAGCUUUCGGUUCUCUCAUUUCGACUCUCUCCCUUUCCGCAUUCCCAUUUUCUCUUUCUUUCUAUCCCAACAGAAAGCAGCAGAAUGAACGGGGAUGGAGGGAGGAAGGGAGGCCAGACCUAAAUAACCUCAAAUUCGAGCCCUUUGCUUUCGGCAGCUGGUCUGGUCCCCGUUUUUUACCAGAGGGAGGUGGUAUAGACAAGAACAUCAAUGGACGGGCUGCACGGUGCUGGUGACAACAACAACUUCAUGGGACUGUUUGGUGGUGUUAACAACUUCGAGGCAGACUUCAUGGCUCAACUCAAGGAGGAAGGCUAUGAGAGCCACGAAGGCAGCGAGAACUUCGACGCUGGGUCUGGGGACGAGGUCGAUGUCGAGGUGGAACUCGUCGAAGGCGAUGGACAGCAGGACCAGCCCCCCAAGAAGAAGAAGUACCAUAGGCACACUCCCCAGCAGAUCCAGCUUCUCGAAUCAUUCUUCAAGGAGUGCCCACAUCCAGAUGAGAAACAGCGGAAUGAGCUCAGCCGCAGGCUCGGCUUGGAGAGUAAGCAGAUCAAGUUCUGGUUCCAAAACCGGAGGACUCAGCUGAAGACACAAAUGGAGCGCCAUGAGAAUGCGAUGCUAAGGGAGGACAAUACCAGGCUCCGAAAUGAGAACCAUGCAAUGAGGACGAAGCUGAACCGACCAAUCUGCAACACCUGUGGUGGGCCUGCGGUUCUUAAUGGUAGCAGGAUGACCCCUGAGGAGCAGCAGCUGAAGCUCGAGAAUGCCCGACUCAAAGAUGAACUGACCCGCAUAUGUGUUCUUUCUAACAAGUUCCUAGGAAGGCCAAUCUCCCCGUUCGCUCGUUCAAUCAUGGCCUCUGCCGCCCCUCCUCCUCCUCCUGCACCGAGCAGCGGGCUUGAGAAUGUAGGCAUCCCAGUCAGGGUGGCAGGGCCCAGCAGCCUUGGCUUUCCAGAUGGGUUUUCUAUUGCCCCGCCAGUCGAUCCUAUGACGAAACCAAUUAGAGGUGCUGCAGAAGGUGGCAAUGAAGCAUUGCAUGAGAAGUCCAUGUUUCUAGAGCUUGCUGUCUGUUCCAUGAAUGAACUGAUCAAGAUGGCUGAAGUGAACACUCCACUUUGGGCCCGGAGCUUUGAUGGGGCGAGAGAAGUGCUGAACCAUGAGGAGUACAUGAGGAUAUUCUCUCCCCAUUGUGGUUCUAAGCCUAGAAACUUUGUGCCGGAGGGCUCCAGGGAGACAGCAAUCCUGCUCAUCAAUAGCUUGGCAGCCGUGGAAAUACUAAUGGAUGUGGACCGAUGGGCGGAAACAUUUCUGUGCAUGAUUGCCAGAGCGUCCAUCAUUGAUGUUAUUUCCGGCGGCAUAAGUGGAAAUCGAAACGGGGCUCUCCAAUUGAUGGAAGCGGAGCUUCAAGUGCUAUCACCUUUGGUUCCAGUGCGCCGAGUGAAGUUCCUUAGGUUCUGCAAGCAGCAUGCUGAGGGGAUUUGGGCCGUGGCCGACAUUUCCGUGGAUCUGUUCCCCGAUACCAUAGAGGGUUUUGCUUUUGCCAACUGCAGGAGGCUUCCGUCAGGCUGUAUAUUGCAGGACAUGCCCAAUGGUUGCUGCAAGGUUACGUGGAUCGAGCAUUCUGAAUAUGAUGAGGGCCUGAUCCCUGAUCUCUACCGGUCGUUUCUCCGCUCAGGGCUUGGGUUCGGUGCCCAGAGAUGGGUUGCGACACUGCAGAGGCAAUGCGAGUUCUUAACCAUGCUGAUGCCGUCUGCCAACCCGGGGGAAGAACCUUCAGGAAUCAAUCUGAGCGGGCGGAGGAGUAUGCUGAAGUUAGCCCAAAGAAUGGUGGACAACUUCUGUUCUGGGGUCUGUACCUCGAUGGUUGGAGACUGGGAGAUGCUUUAUGCUGGAAACAUCGGACAGGACAUCAGGGUGAUGACCCGGAACAGCCUCAACAACCCCGGUUUGCCACCAGGGAUACUGCUCAGCGCCUCAACUUCGGUCUGGAUGCCUGUUUCCCAUGAAGUGCUCUUCAAUUUCUUGCGUGAUGAGCGGGUGAGGAGCGAGUGGGACAUACUCUCUCGAGGAGGGCUGAUGCAGGAGGCGGUCCACAUCGCCAAGGGCCAGAGCCGUGAGAACUGCGUGUCUCUUCUCCGUGCUAACCCCGUGGGUGAGAAUGCAACUGGCAUGCUGAUACUGCAAGAGACGUGGUCGGACGCGUCGGGCUCUCUAGUAGUCUAUGCCCCAGUGGACGUGCAGUCAAUAAAUCUGGUGAUGGGCAGUGAAGACUCGAGCUUCGUGGCUCUCUUGCCCUCGGGAUUCGUGAUCCUUCCUGAUGCUUGUGAUCCGUUGGGCACUGGAAAUGUGUUGAUCAAUGGCGGGAGCAUCUGUGCUGGAUCGCUGCUGACAGUUGGCUUUCAGAUCCUAGUGAAUAGCGUCCCAAUGGCAAAGCUGAAUGCCGAGUCCGUGGAGACUGUGAACGGCCUCAUUGCCUGCACCGUUCAGAAGAUCAAAGCAGCCCUGCAGCUGGCAUGAUUCGAUAGUGCUGAGCCCCAGUCCUGGAAGAUCCUUUCAAACUUGGAUCAACCACAAGCAUCAGGUUGCAAUGGGCUCAUGGCGACUUCAGAUAUGAAUCUGAAGGAUCGUACUCGAGCCCGGUCUGGGUCGGAACUGUAGGAGCUGCAUUUUUUCUUUAGUUUUGGGCUGCGCCGGUUUAGAUAUUAAAAAAUUAAACUUCAAUACAGUAUAGGGAGUUUUCAAAUCAGAACUGAAGAAGAUGGAAGAUUAGAGUUUGGACAUAGGUGGGGUUUUUGAGUCAAGAACGAACCGCUGAUUGGAAUAGUUUAAAUCCCAAUGGGCAGAUCCAAAGGCAAGAUGAAUAUUUCGAGCAGUGGUUCGGGUAUUGACUUGGGUUAACCCGGGUUAGAUCCAAGGAUUAAUAUACAUUAUCGGAUGUUUGUUUGUUAUAGCUUCUAUUGAAGUCCGGACAUUAUUCAACACCUUCAAGCCCUUCCAAUGGA